AGUGUUGGCUCGGAACUGUUUCUAAAGAUUUCCUUUGCAACUAUACUAAAAAUAUAAAAUAGGUGCUACCUUUCCAAAGUUUAGUAUCGGGUGCAUUUGUGUGUGGUGCUUCAAGAACCAAAUUAAAGGCGAAGGCAAAAGGCAUUGUGUACCUAGACCUACCUGGGGUUAAAGUAAUAAAUUUGCAUCUGGUGUUUAGCUGGCAGAAAGCUUUUCAUUUAGCGCUUUCUGGGUUCUUUUUCGGUUUAAUCGAAUUCUAAACGUUGAGCUAACAUCACGUCUCGUUGUCGUCCUCGUCGUCGUUGACGCUAAUAUUACGUUCGAGUCGCGUCUCGUGGUCUAUUUGGAGUUCAAGUUAUAUUAUUGUAUAUAGUGCGUCUGUGCUAGUCCUUAUAUCCUUCAUAGGUUUUAGGUACAUACCUUUAUUCGAAGUGUAUCUGGAUCUGGGCAAUAAGAGAAUUGUUCUUCUUCUUAAAUCAUUGAGAGGUCCUUUGGAGGUUUGGAUUGACUUCGACUUGUAUUUUAUGACUUCUCGUGCAUCGUCAAAUUAAAAACGUGCAAGGAAUUUGACGGUUGUUUAAAUUCGAUUUUAUUUUAAUUUUCUUGAAAUUUUGAUUUCAUUUUAAAGGAAUACGAAAACGCAAACCAAUUAAAUAACUUUUUUCUGUUUUGUUUUUAAUUCGAAAUUUAAUGUGAUUGAAUUUUUAGAUUUGUUUUCAAAAAGAAAAAAGAUUAGAAUAAUAUUGUGAAUUAGUAAUUAAGGUGGCAAAGUGUUUCUAUACACCUUUCGUCCUUUUUUCUUUCUAAGAAGGAGGUUGUAAUAAUUGUACGCCAUCAGCUAUACAAUUUAAGCCAUUUUGUUUUUGUGAUUAAGUGUAAAGGAGUAAUGAUUGUUUUAUAAAUAUAAAAAAGCAAAACAUAAAGAAAAACGGAAAUCACUCAGGCGAUACAUAAGACAGCCUGCUGAAAAGGGAUUACUUGAUUGAUAAAAGGAAAGCAAGUACUAAAAAAGGAUAUAAUAUCAUCCGACAGGCGAGGAGAGUGAUUCACACCCUAAGGGAAGGAACAGUAAUAAUACACAUUAAAUCAAAUGCCAGCCCGAAAGGGGCUGCUAGCGCCCCAAAAUACUUUUUUGGAUACAAUUGCAACACGUUUCGAUGGAACUCAUUCAAAUUUUGUGCUGGGAAAUGCUCAAGCAAAUGCCAAUCCAAUCGUUUAUUGUUCGGAUGGCUUCGUGGAGCUAACAGGAUAUUCUCGGGCCCAAAUAAUGCAAAAAGGAUGUUCAUGCCAUUUUUUAUACGGGCCCGAAACUAAGGAGGAACAUAAAUUACAAAUUGAGAAAAGUCUGAGCAAUAAAAUGGAACUAAAGUUGGAAGUUAUUUUUUAUAAAAAAGAUGGAUCACCAUUUUGGUGUCUUUUUGAUAUUGUGCCAAUCAAAAAUGAGAAACGUGAUGUUGUGCUUUUUCUGGCAUCUCACAAGGACAUAACUCACACAAAAAUGCUGGAGAUGAAUUCAACGGAUGAAUGUGAUAGCGCCGCCUUAUUAGGAGCCCGUUUUCGUUCAGCUUCUGAUGCGUCAAUGCUUGGUGAUACAAAUGGUGCGAAUAGCUUGCAAGUGCCCGAUGGUUGUAAUAUGGGACGAAGAAGAUCAAGAGCUGUACUUUAUCAAUUGUCAGGACAUUAUAAACCAGAAAAAGUUAAAACGAAGUUAAAACUUGGAAAUAAUCUUCUGCAUUCUACCGAGGCUCCAUUUCCAGAAUAUAAAACGCAAUCAUUGAAAAAGUCCAAAUUCAUUCUGCCACAUUAUGGAGUGUUUAAGGGAUUUUGGGAUUGGAUUAUUUUAGUGGCUACGUUCUAUGUAGCUAUUUUGGUGCCAUUUAAUGCAGCUUUUGCUAAAGCUGACCGACAAACCAUGGUAUCGGAUGUGAUUGUCGAAGCUCUUUUUAUAGUUGAUAUUUUACUCAAUUUUCGGACAACUUUUGUAUCAAGCAAAGGUGAAGUUGUAUCAGAUUCAAAACUCAUAGCUAUCAAUUAUUUGCGGGGAUGGUUUGUGGUUGAUCUUCUCGCUGCAUUGCCGUUUGACCAUUUGUAUGCCUCUGAUUUGUAUAAUGGAGAGGAAUCGCAUAUCCAUCUUGUGAAGUUAACAAGACUUUUGCGACUUGCUCGCCUCCUGCAAAAAUUGGACAGAUACUCACAAUACACGGCAUUGGUCCUGACACUCCUGAUGUUGUGCUUCUCGUUGGUGGCACAUUGGCUCGCGUGUAUCUGGUAUGUCAUCGCUGAAAAGGAGAACAUGAUAAAUGACAAUGGAUGGGAUAUCGGUUGGAUGCACAGUCUUUCGGAACGUUUAAAAAUUCCCAUUUCCAACAUCACGAACGCUGAAGCCUACUCAACAGCACUCUACUUCACAUUCACGAGUCUCACAUCGGUUGGCUUUGGUAAUGUUUCUGCCAACACAACUGCCGAAAAAGUCUUUACCAUUUUGAUGAUGUUAAUUGGAGCUUUAAUGCAUGCCGUUGUCUUUGGUAAUGUGACCGCAAUUAUACAAAGGAUGUACUCUAGACGUUCGUUAUAUGAGAGCAAAUGGAGAGAUCUAAAGGACUUCAUUGCCCUGCAUCAGGUACGUAUGGGCAAUUGCAUUAGAAUUAUGAACUCGCACAACCUUAAACGGGAAUAUACCAACUCGCCUGCACUGAUGCCGAAAGAAUUGAAACAAAGGAUCGAGGACUAUUUCCAAACAAGUUGGUCCCUCAACCAUGGAAUAGAUAUUUAUGAGACACUUCGCGAGUUUCCGGAAGAGCUUCGGGGCGAUGUUUCCAUGCAUCUACAUCGUGAAAUACUUCAGCUGCCAAUUUUUGAAGCAGCAUCGCAGGGCUGUUUGAAACUUCUUUCGUUGCAUAUAAAAACGAAUUUCUGUGCACCCGGUGAAUUUCUCAUCCACAGAGGGGAUGCGUUAAAUUAUAUUUAUUACUUGUGCAAUGGUUCAAUGGAAGUUAUCAAAGACGAAAUGGUUGUGGCUAUCCUUGGUAAGGGAGAUCUUGUUGGAUGUGACAUAAACGUGCAUCUGGUAGCAACAUCAAAUGGACAGAUGACAGCUACAACAAACAGUGCAGGUCAGGAUAUCGUGGUUCGGAGCAGUAGUGAUGUUAAGUUUUUGGUGGCCUAA
Messenger RNA from Eupeodes corollae, 3166 nucleotides. It is a transcript of the gene Elk, whose product is annotated as potassium voltage-gated channel subfamily H member 8. Gene Ontology annotation, molecular function: voltage-gated potassium channel activity. The record is from RefSeq and is a predicted model, not a curated record. NCBI's taxonomy places the organism in Eukaryota, Metazoa, Arthropoda, Insecta, Diptera, Syrphidae. Bases 1091 to 3166 code for a protein of 691 amino acids. Gene Ontology annotation, cellular component: membrane. Gene Ontology annotation, biological process: regulation of membrane potential; potassium ion transmembrane transport. The transcript has 16 exons.